This is a messenger RNA of Solanum pennellii, 792 nucleotides long. RefSeq lists its product as uncharacterized. The transcript has 3 exons. The record is from RefSeq and is a predicted model, not a curated record. The coding region runs from base 1 to 780 and encodes 259 amino acids. NCBI's taxonomy places the organism in Eukaryota, Viridiplantae, Streptophyta, Magnoliopsida, Solanales, Solanaceae.
AUGUAUGAUCAAAAAUCAAUUGAAGAUAAAUUUUCAAAGAUACAUCCAUGUUUUCCAGUGAACACAAGAAUAGCUAUAGUAGGAGCAGGUCCGAGUGGAAUAUCAGCAGCUUAUGCAUUGUGUAAUCUUGGCUACAACAAUGUGACAGUAAUCGAAAAACAUCACUCAGUCGGUGGCAUGUGUGAAUCUGUUGAUAUUGAAGAUCCUGAAAAUGGAGUGCUGCAAUUGAGUGAACUUGAAAAGGAGUUGUUCAGUCAAGUACAGACCAUCGACUAUUACACGACGGUUCUGAAGAUUAAAGGACUAGAACACAUACCAGUUGGAUUUUAUUACUUUGAGGAGUUUAUGGAUGAUCCUGCAACAAUAGGAAAUCCAGUUGCCAUGCAGAGAUUCUAUUCCGAUACAAACGUCUUCUUGUUCUGGUCUUAUGGUAACUCAGCCAACGUCAAAGGUUCAACAGUUUUACAGCUUGCGGUUGAUGCUGUCAAAAGAAUUGGAGGUGAAGUUGAAAUGGUUGUCCUGCAACGACGAUUCAAGUAUUUUCCUAAUGUAAAUAGCCAAGAUAUGAAGGACGGUUUCUAUGACAAAAUAGAAAACAAAUUACAAGGUCAGAAGAACACUUAUUAUGUAGGUGGAUUAAUGGCAUUUGAGCUUACUGAAAGAAAUUCAUCCUAUUCCAUGGCUUUAAUUUCCAAGCACUUUGCAAAUACUGAUCCACAACCGGGAUUUCCUUAUGUUAAGGUACUCGAAACAGAAAAUGACUUAAAUACUGCAGAUUAAGUUGCAUUUGAA